Molecule: messenger RNA, 2589 nt
Organism: Hippocampus zosterae (dwarf seahorse)
Lineage: Eukaryota; Metazoa; Chordata; Actinopteri; Syngnathiformes; Syngnathidae
Product: collagen alpha-1(XXVI) chain-like
Exons: 14
Coding region: 246-1607 (453 amino acids)
Molecular function (GO): protein binding
Source: RefSeq, a predicted model, not a curated record
GACUUAGUAAGGGCUAUUAUGCACUGGGUUCAGCCCUUGACUUGCAUCCAAUGCGCAUUGGAUAUUUGACUCCGCACAACUCGUCAGAAAGCCACAUUGUACAACAGUAUAUAGGAAGAGGCUGUGUGACAGCACCACUUCAUUUCAAGCCGGCGUGACAACCACGUUGAAGAUUACUUUUUAAUUCACUCGGGCGUCUUGUCAUCCGCAGCAUUUGCAUCAGAGAUACAAUACACUUAAAAAAGAUGCGAACCAAAAUUGCUUCGGUAUUUUUGUAUACAUUUUGCACAUGGACCUGUUUAUUCGGGUUAUCCCUAGGAACAGGUUUUGUUUAUCGGCUCCCAGGUAUUACCGUACAGCGGCAACGCGUCGUACCGGUACAGGAGCUACAGCGGCCGCGCGUCGUAACGGUACAGGAACUACAGCGGCCGCGCGUCGUACCGGUACAGGAACUACAGCGGGCGCCUGUCGUACCGGUACAGGCGCUACCGCGGCAGCACGUCGUACCCGCACAGGAGCUAAGUGGCUCUAGUGGGCCGCCCGCUAGCGGAUCCCAACUCAGAAACUGGUGUCAGUACACUGUUUCCAAGACGGUGUCCUGUCAGGUGCAAAAUGGGAGCCAAGCCACCGUGCAAAGGGUGCUUCAAACCUGCCACUGGCCUGCAACUUGUUCCAAUGUUGUCAGCUACAGGACCGUCAUCAGACCAGCUUUCAUGGUUUCCUACAAGCAGGUGACUGCAUUGGAGUGGAGGUGUUGCCCUGGGUUCUUUGGCAAGGAUUGUCGUAAAGAGUGCAUGAACUGCACCUCGUACACGGACAUGAGCGUCAGAAUCAACAGCAUCGAGUCACAGCUCAAGCUUUUAGAAGAAAUGCGUUUGCCAUCACCAACUGUCACCAGACCACCACAGGGAUCAGUUGACAAUGAGGUGGAUGCACCUCUACCAAGCCCGCCAUCUACAUGUGCUUGCGAGGGACGACCAGGGCCCAUCGGACCACCAGGAAAAAACGGAUCUCGGGGUCCACCGGGAAAAACAGGUCUCCCAGGUGUCAUCGGCCCAAAGGGGGACAAAGGUCUACCUGGUGAGGGGGGUCCCCCCGGUCCGCCAGGCCCACCUGGUCCUGCGGCUCCUCCUUCCAAGCCUUCUAUCAUACACGUGGGAGGGGAUGUGUUUCAAUUGGAUGAUCAAGAUGGGGAGUACAUCAGUCUAACUGGCCCCCCAGGUCCACCCGGCCCACCUGGCCCUCAAGGUCCGUUGGGUCCGAGGGGCCCCGCUGGGAUUCCAGGCAUACCUGGACAGAAUGGCAAGGAAGGCGAUCCCGGCCAGCCUGGGAUUCCUGGACCGAGAGGUGACCCAGGGCAAACGGGUCCUCCUGGAGAAACAGGCGAGCCGGGCCAAGCUGGACGACCGGGGCUCAAAGGAGAGCCAGGUGAAAGCUUCAGUGACCCGGACGCGAUUCCACAACUCAAGGAAGCUUUGAAGAUCCUGGCUGAGCGGGUCCUGAUCCUGGAGCACAUGAUCGGCAUACACGGAAUCCAAGAGGGAUCUGGUUAUGGUGUGGUUAAGGACCCCCAGUCCUCUACACUGAGAAAAACUAAACGCCGCUAAACUGGUCGCAAACCCACCCCGGCAGGGAUACAACAACCAUCUCCUGUUUAAGGCAAUCACAGUGUAUAUUUUUGGCUGGAUGUUUCAUUUUAUUUUCUCCUCACACUUUUAUUGCCUUUUUAUCGCCAUAAAUAUCUGAGUGAGUUCAAUAUAAUACUUCAUAGUUCCUUUUUUGGCGCGGCUGCAGCAGGAUUUCGGUCUACACAUGUGUAGUAGCAGCGCUUACAUUGUGUCAGACGGUGAAAUAUAAGCCCAUAAAGUGUUAUGAGGGUCUUGGCUUCUUUCUUUCCACAGAUAAAAGACGGCCUAGUAAACACAUCAGUUUCGCUGGCUUGCGCUGGCAAAGUUCCCCAGGCUGCGAUAGGAGAGUUUCCUGAGAGCCGGGACCCAAAAACGUACUGUUUAGUGUCAAACAUUCUCUCGCAGCAUCCUAGCCAUUCAUCUUGUACCGGCUUGUCAAACAUAUUUCUUCUUCCUCUUUUUUUUUUAAACUUUCUUCCCUGCAUCGUUAAGGCCGAGGUAAGACAUGAGAGUCUGCCAGCAGCGUCUGCUUAAAAUGACAAGUUUGCUUUUUGGAGUCUACAUCUGGAGAAUGCACAUCUGGGAAGUAAUUUUUUUCCCCAACUUCUUUUCUUCUUUCACAACCUGACAGCAUUACAUCUUCGUAAACGCCUCAGAGACUGGCCGCAUUGUUAUUUCAAGUCCCUCACAUAAUACAGUUGGAUGACAUGCUGUUCACAUGUGAGUCAUAUGUUCAGUUAAAGUGCAUUUUUAUUCUCUGACCAUGUGGAAAUGACAAGGAAAGUGGGGACAUUGUGUAAAGUGUAAUCCUAUUUCUGUGACUUGUGACAAAAAAAUAUCCAAAAUGAUUUGAAUUCUUUCGCAAUGCAUUCUAAUAUGCAGUCUUUUGGAGUUCAUUGAAAUACACUAGGUCAGUGGUUCUGAAACUUUUCACGCCAAGUACCAGCACAAAAAAUACAAA